Spirodela intermedia is the source of this 261-nucleotide messenger RNA. Lineage: Eukaryota; Viridiplantae; Streptophyta; Magnoliopsida; Alismatales; Araceae. The record is from the annotation of a GenBank genome assembly.
AUGGCCAGAGCCUUGUUGGAGGCUUCCGGCAGCGCUGCGCUCCGCGACGGUCCCGCUUUCGCCGUCCCCGGAGGUCUAUUUCUCUUUUGCGCGGUGGCGGCAGCGCUCGCCGUCAUUUCUAUGAUCCUCUUUGCCUGCGGCAGUAAGGACAAGAAGAAAAAAUCUGACAAAGCCGGCAGCGCAACCUGCUGCAGCGGUGACGGGUGUGGUGGCGGCUGUGGUGGGUGUGGCGGCGGGUGUGGUGGCGGCUGCGGUGGUUGA